AUGUCUGAAGAAAAUCAACCAACAACUACCGAGAAUCCACCAGCAGAAGAAGAUGUUGUAACGGAAGAACAACCAAAGAAGGAAUUCUCUACACUUCCAUUGCAUGAAAAAACGCUAGAAGUGCUUAAAAGACUUCCUUUCAAUACGAUGUACGCCAUUCAAGAACAAGCUAUACCAAUUCUUUUAUCGGGUGGCGAUAUAUUAGCUGCUGCAAAAACAGGAAGUGGCAAGACAUUGGCAUUUCUCAUUCCAGCAAUCGAUUUAUUAUUCCGUAAAAACGCUACUAAGAAGGAUGGAACAAUUGUUUUGAUAGUCGCUCCAACAAGAGAACUUGCAGAUCAGAUUUUCGAUGUCGCUACUCUUCUCCUCAAAGAUACCGAAGUUUCAUUUGGAGCUGCAUACGGUGGCAAAGAAAAGAAAAACGAAACAACACUUCUCAAAUCAGGCAUUAACCUCUUAGUUGCAACACCAGGCCGUCUAUGUGAUCAUAUUCUCACUACAAAAGAUUGGUCAUUAGAAAAUCUCAAAAUGCUCAUCAUUGACGAGGCAGAUAGGAUCCUUGAAGAUGGCUACAAAGAUCAAUUACACGCAAUCGUCGAAGGAAUCCCUUCAGAACGUCAAACAGCCUUAUUCAGCGCAACUCAAACAAAAGACGUCAGCAAAAUUGCAGAAGUCUCUUUCAAACAUACACCAGUAUACGUCGGAGUCGAUGAUAACGCUGACGAAGUUACAGCUGCUAAUUUAACCCAAGAUUGUAUGAUAAUUACUCCAUCAAAGCGUUUAAUGCUUCUUAUUACUAUCCUCAAGCGUAAUGAUAAGAAGAAGGUCAUAGUUUUCUUCAAUACAAGGGCAGGAGUCAAAUUCCAUCAUCAAUACCUCAAAAAGAUGAAUAUAAACACAAUUGCACUUCACGGAGACCAAACACAGCAAAAACGACUUACAAGCCUUGAAGAAUUCCGCAAUAAAAAAUCCGGAAUUAUGUUAUGCACAGAUGUCGCCGCCAGAGGUCUAGAUAUCGAAGGAGUGCAUUGGGUUAUACAAUACGAUCCACCACAGAGUAUCAAAGAGUACAUCCAUCGUGUAGGAAGAUGCGCAAGAGCUGGAAAAUCCGGAAAAGCUUUAAUUAUUCUUCUUCCUAACGAAAAGAAGUUUGUAGACAGACUACAAGAGAACAAAGUACCAAUAAAGGUCUGUAAAUUCCCAGAAAACAAGAUUCUCGACUUGAGAAAGACAUUGGCCGCUUUAAUGGAGGACAAAAAUCUUCAGAAGAGGGCUAAAGAAGCUCUAAAGGCAUUCUUAAUGUUUUAUGACUCACAUACAAUGAAAGAUUGCUUCGAUGUCGAAAAAUUAGAUAUCGAAGGCGUUUCUCAGUCAUACGGUUUCGCUGAAAUACCAUACAUGGAUAUAAGAGUUACCACAGGAAAAACAAGUGAUGCUCCUUGGAUCCAAAAAGAAAAGGCAAGAAGAGGAAAAUGA
Trichomonas vaginalis G3 is the source of this 1476-nucleotide messenger RNA. Its product is annotated as RNA helicase family. The record is from RefSeq and is a predicted model, not a curated record. Gene Ontology annotation, molecular function: ATP binding; nucleic acid binding. Bases 1 to 1476 code for a protein of 491 amino acids. The transcript has a single exon. Gene Ontology annotation, biological process: maturation of LSU-rRNA from tricistronic rRNA transcript (SSU-rRNA, 5.8S rRNA, LSU-rRNA). Gene Ontology annotation, cellular component: nucleolus. NCBI's taxonomy places the organism in Eukaryota, Parabasalia, Trichomonadida, Trichomonadidae.